This is a messenger RNA of Aspergillus homomorphus CBS 101889, 252 nucleotides long. RefSeq names its product peptidase M36. The transcript has 2 exons. Lineage: Eukaryota; Fungi; Ascomycota; Eurotiomycetes; Eurotiales; Aspergillaceae. The record is from RefSeq and is a predicted model, not a curated record. The coding region runs from base 4 to 252 and encodes 82 amino acids. Gene Ontology annotation, molecular function: zinc ion binding; metalloendopeptidase activity.
GGGAUGCAGAUGGAUGGGCGGUAUUUGAGCAUGAAGUUGGUGGUCGAUGGGAUGGCGCUACAACCGUGCAAUCCAACCUUCGUGCAAGCCCGCGAUGCGAUUCUGGAUGCUGAUGUGGCGCUCACUGGGGGUAAGAAUCGGUGCGAGAUCUGGAAGGGGUUUGCGAAGAGGGGCCUGGGAGCUGGUGCUAGAUAUCGCAGGAUUAGGAGGGUGGGCAGUACGGCUAUUCCUCCAGGAGUUUGUCAGGAUUAA